Molecule: messenger RNA, 2439 nt
Organism: Scheffersomyces stipitis CBS 6054
Lineage: Eukaryota; Fungi; Ascomycota; Pichiomycetes; Serinales; Debaryomycetaceae
Gene: MYO12
Exons: 2
Coding region: 1-2439 (812 amino acids)
Molecular function (GO): GTPase binding
Source: RefSeq, a predicted model, not a curated record
AUGGAUGCGUGGGUCAACUCUGCCACACUGGCGAUAGCCGGAUCCAAUCUUUCCACUGUACUCAAUUACUCCGACCCACUCUUGACGAAAAUCCUAGCAGCCAAGAAGGCUCUCCAACUGAACAAGCCAUUGAUAGAGCUCUUGAUUGCCUCUUGUGAUGGUGAUCUUGUAACUUUGGAAAGCAUGACACGAGCCAAACCUGAGUUGGUUAAUUACAGGUACCCCAGUGAUGACAAUGGAGUUACGGCACUAAUCUACGCUAUUUGUUUCAACAAUUACGCCGUAGCCGAAACUCUCUUGGCUCACCAUGAUGCCGAUCCAGAUUUGCCUGACACUAUUGUCAAUUACACUCCACUCAUGUGGGCUGUAUAUUUCAACCAAUUGGAUAUGGCCAAGUUGCUUUUGAACCACCAGGCUGAUCCAUCCAAUUCCCCAAAGGACGAUGGCAAAAAUGCUAUAGCUCUCGUGAACCACGAGAACUUAGAAAUGUACAACUACUUCAAAUUGCAUAACCUCUUGGAUACGACACAAAACGAUAAUGAAGAAGACUAUUUCCACGACAGCAACUUUUCCUAUGAUGAGCCUGAGGACGAAUUGGCAGAAAAGUUGAAGCUACAAACAAUUUCGGGCUACGUUCCAGACCAAGAAGAAGAAAAUGACCAUGUCUUGGAUGAAGAAGACGAAACUGUGCUAGCUGCAGACUCGGCUUUGGUUCUUCUUCGUGAAUUCGACUACGAAACCUUGUUGCCCGAGCAAUAUAUCAAGUUUUCGGAUAGCGAUAUUCCUUCGUUGUUGAACUAUAUCUUUGACAUCAGAAUCAAAAACUUGCAUCUACAACACGAUUCCAAGAUUCCAGCAGCAAUAGUUUUCCAGUUGGUGAGAUAUUCUGCUUUGAAAGUAGAAAGUGCAUCCUUGAGUGAAUUCUUCUUUGAAAGCUUUAUCGCUAGACUCAGGGCGGUCACCAAUACCAAAUCUGGAGCUUUCAAUAUGGCUCUCCAAGAAAAUGGCACAAAUAUAGGCGGGGCUGGUGAUAUAGUCUUGUUGAGUUAUUGGCUCUCUUCUAUUCAAUAUUUGCAUUACUAUUUCAUCAAAAGUGAAAUAUACUCCAAGUAUCCAAAGUUCUUGCAAGAGUUGAUUAACAUGGUACAGUCCUUAAUCGCUACUCUCUCAUUUUCAAUCAAUUCUCGUUUGACUCCUUUGGUUGACGAAUGUUUAUUAGACUUCACCAGCUUGGUAGACGUGUCGAACGUGUUAUAUGCCAAAGACUGGAAUUUAUUCAAGAAGAACAAAAAGCACCCAAGUACAUACGACGAUAUCUUUGAUAUGUUGUAUCCUCCAUCUCAAAAUGAACUCAUGAAACCUUCACCUAUUAGAUACGUCCAAGUCCUUGGUGCCUUAGAUUAUGUUCUUAGGAUCCACAAGGUUGACAACUUGUUCCGCAUGCAAGCAUUCUCUCAAGUAUUUUACUAUUCCAAUUGCAUCAUAUUCAACAAGAUUAUCAGUCAAUCUAAGUUCUGUACUAGAUCGAAGGCUAUCCAGAUCAGACUUAACAUAUCUUCAAUUGAAGAUUGGUUGCGUUCGCAUAAUCUCAAACUUAGCAAACCUGAGAAUAUCGGAGGUAUUGAAAAAUUGGUUCCCGCAGAAGUUCAGUUGAAUAACCUUUUAAAAGUAGACAAAACAAAUAGUGAUUCUAUUUCAAACCCUCACUUCUUGGCUUUCUACUACAACUCAUUGUAUUCAGUGGGUAAAACGCAAUUGCGGCCAACAAUCGAAUUAUUGCAAUGGUUGCAAUGCAUGUCUCUGUUGGUUGACGACGAAAGUUUGAUCAACACCAUUAACCAAUUCGACUCGUUGAAUUAUUAUCAAUUGCAUAAGGUGAUGUACAAAUUGUACAAAUACGAAGUGGAUGAGCCCAAGAUUCCCAGGAAGUUGACCAACUUUGUCAAAUCCUUAAUAAACGAACAGGGCUCUGCACAAAUUGAAAGAAGCUACUUACAUUACAUGACACAAAGUACAUUUUUGUCGAAAGAGAUAUACAUAUAUAUAAACCCAAACUACGUUUUCGACGUUGCUUUGCCUAACUUCACGGAAGGGAUUAAUACUUAUGGUUCAGGUUUGGGUGGAGUUAGAGUAUUGAGAGCUAAGUUGUAUCAGCCUUCGUUGCCAAUAGCGAUUGUUGAUGAUUUGGACGAUAUUCUUACGGAGAACAAGAAGGCUAAUUUCAAUGAAACCUACGAUUAUGACGAACAAAACGGCGAUGAAGAUGAAGGUGAUGAACCCGAGGACAAUGAAUUCGAAGAAUCCAAUAAAAAUAUUGGAAGAAUUGAAGACUUCAAGGGGGAUGAGCUUUUCAAGCAAGUUCAAAUGCCGAAUUCUUUGGCCCACAAGAAUUGGGGAGGGGAAGACAAACUUGAGAAUUUUGAAGACAAUCCUUGGUAG